Messenger RNA from Symbiodinium necroappetens, 1134 nucleotides. The record is from the annotation of a GenBank genome assembly. NCBI's taxonomy places the organism in Eukaryota, Dinophyceae, Suessiales, Symbiodiniaceae.
AUGUCUCGCAAGAUCAUCGCGGCUCUUGCCUUUGCCCCGGCUGUGGUGGCCAACAGCUGUCCGGGCUCGGCAUCCUUCGUCCAUGCCAGCUGCCAGGUCUCCGUGACCGCGGAUGCCACUUGCUUGGAGGUCAUGUCCGAGAUGGAGGCACGUGUGGCCGGCAUCAGCACCGGCGCAUGGCAUGACCCGCACAACAACGGCACCUACUCGCAGCAGGAGCAAGGUGCGGCCGAGCUUGCAUUCCAGCGAACAACAGGCAACAAGAAGUACACGGACAAGCUGAAGUUUACUUUCGAGGAUGCUCCUGCUGGCACCUGCAAAAUCCAGGGCUGCAGCGAAAGUCAAGUCUUCUCCGUUGCCGACUUCUCCACCAACUACUGCAACCUGCGCAUGCUCUACUGCGGCUCUCACGAGGGGUGCAAGCCUGUCCAGAAGGACUUCGCCAUCACUGAGACCUCGGUGAGUCCGUCCUUGGGGGCUUCGAAAAACCCCGCAGAUUGCCUGAAGACCAUGACUAUGAGUCAGCACUUCCUGUCAGUUCAGGCGCAACCCCAGUGCCCACCGUCUGGCUUCGAAACGGUGAAGGACUUCGACCUGGACAGUUUCAUCUCCAAGCGCUGGUACAUCCAGCAACAGAUGGAGACCAAGUACCUGCCGAAGUCCCAGAACCGCUGCGUCUAUGCUGAGUACAAGCUUGAACCCAAGAAGACUCUCUUGGGCUACGACGUGGCUGUGCACAACCAUGCAGAGGAAGUCGCACCCCCGCACACCGUCCAUGACUCCGGCAGCAAGAUUUGCGCCAAGGUCGUCGACAAGGCCCGUGGGAAAUUGGAGGUGGCGCCCUGCUUCCUGCCAAGUGCCCUCGCGGGCCCUUACUGGGUCGUAGACUACGACGAGGGAGCAGGCUACGCUUUGAUCUCUGGUGGUGCACCGACCCUGCCUGCAGAGAAGGGCUGCAAGACCGGAUCGGGAACCAAUGACUCCGGGCUGUGGAUCUUCACGCGCGAGCAGAAGCGGGACGAGGCUUUGGUGCAGAAGGUGAGGGCGAUCGCAGCUCAAAAGGGCUUCGACCUCUCCGUCCUCAACGAUGUGGACCAGAGUGACUGCGGAAGUAUCGCACAGGUUGUGGUGUGA